AUGAGUUAUCCAAUGCCCCAAAAGAGUAUAGGCCUUCUCGAAGAAGCCGCAAGGAUGGCUAGACUUAACCACCCAAAUAUAGUCAAGCUUAUUGCUGUCAGUAAAUUGUGUCAUUUACCGUCUUUCGUCCAAUGUUGGCUAUGGAAUGGUUGGCUGGGGGAAGUCUGGCAGAAUUUUUUAGAGAGGAAAUUAGAAUAUUUGCACGAAAAUCGAGAUAUUCAAGGAAAUGAUUUCACACAUGGGGAUGUUGCUGCUAGAAAUAUUUUGCUUAAUGAACGGAAUCUGGCUACCUGUAUUGCAAAACUAGGCGAUUUUGGAUUGCCUAUAGAUUUUGGGCCUCGGCUACCUAUCCCCUGGUUGCCCCCAGAAAUUGUUUGUUCAUUAGAUCAACAAAAUACAAAACAUCGACCGGAGAGUGAUGUUUGGAUGUUUGGAGUGCUUUGUUGGGAAUGCGCUACACUAGGGGCUGAACCGUAA
Molecule: messenger RNA, 477 nt
Organism: Meloidogyne enterolobii
Lineage: Eukaryota; Metazoa; Nematoda; Chromadorea; Rhabditida; Meloidogynidae
Source: the annotation of a GenBank genome assembly